AUGCACUCCUCCGUCCUCCUCCUCCUGACUUCGGUCAUGCUCGGCGCCGCCCACCCGGGCCACCACGAGGAGCCCCACCCGGCGCUCCUCGCCGCCCGCCACGAGCACCACGGCCUCGCCCGCCGCGGCCUCGAGAACUGCGUCAACACCAAGGCCUACCGCGACCUCCAGGCCCGCGCCAUGGUCCGCCGCGCCCAGACGAUCGAUUACCACCGCGCCAUCCGCAAGGCCAAGCGCGACGUCGACUCCGCCGGCACCGGCCACAACCAGACCUCGCUCCACGUCGGCAUCGACACGUCCACCCCGUCCACCGACAUCUUCGGCUCCAACCACACCUGCAUCCUCAACCCGGAGGGCGAGAUCGGCCCCUUCUGGGUCAAGGGCGAGCACAUCCGCUCCGACCUCCGCGACGGCGAGCCCGGCGUCGACGUCGUCCUCGACGGCCAGUUCAUCGACGUCGAGACCUGCGAGCCCAUCACCGACCUCUACUGGGACCUGUGGAACUGCAACGCCACCGGCAUCUACUCGGGCGUCCAGGAGAGCUCCAACGGCAACGGCGACGACGCCUCCAACCUCAACAAGACGGCCCUCCGCGGCGUCCAGAAGACCGACAACGACGGCGUCGUCCAGUUCACCACCAUCUUCCCGGGCCACUACUCCGGCCGCGCCACCCACCACCACAUGGUCGCCUUCCUCGACGCCACCGUCCUGCCCAACAACACCCUCUCCUCCACCCACGCCGCCCACAUCGGCCAGCUCUUCUGGGACCAGGACCUCGUCGAGGCCGUCGAGGCCCUCGCCCCCUACAACACCAACACCGUCGACAUCACCCUCAACAGCGACGACCACGUCGUCGGCGACGAGCUCGGCAGCAACGCCGACUCCGACCCCUUCUUCCAGUACGCCUACCUCGGUGAUGACGUUGCUGAGGGCAUCUUCGGCUGGAUCACCAUCGGCAUCAACCGCACCGCCAGCUACGACACCAGCUACAGCUUCGAGUACACUUCUUCCGGCGGCGUCGCCGUUGAGAACUCCGGCUCCGGCGGUGUCGGCGGCGAUGCCCCCAGCGGCACCGCGGCUCCGGAGCUCCUCCUGCUGCUACCUCCACUUCUGCUUAAAAAGGGGCUUGCUCCAGACUUACAAACAUUUUGGUACGAGGCGGAACUGGAACAGCUGCGAUGCCUCGUGUGUGGCGAGUCUUUCCUCCAAGAUGCCAUUGUACGGACCUUCAAAGUGUCGGCGAUCAUCAGUGACCGAGACCUAUCUCCGCGAUGCAGCAGAGUCGUCGAAUCGCAUCUCGGAAUGAACAUAUUGCUGUUCGAUAGGCACCUUCACUGUCUCCUGGACGCAGGUAUUCCCAUGAUCACUGUGUCUCACGUCUGGGACCCCCAGAUCUCGGCCAUUCAGCAGCAACACCGCUUUUCACCCCAGGCCCUACAUGUCAGACACCUCGCAAUCGAGAGCCCGGUCAGGAUUUUCCUCACCGUUGAGAGAGACCCUCAGUUCCCGCCAGACUCAGAGCUUUGGCACGACUAUUUCAGCGUUCCCCAAUGGACGGACCAGCUGAAAAGUCGAAUCCUCCUGACCAUUCACAGAAUCUUUGAAGAGGCCCAAACUACCAUCAUCCACUUCGACGGUCUCACACCGGCAGUCGUCGACAAGCUACAUCGCGGAAGGACCUCUCACGAACGUCUGAGCGGCCUGACUGGCGUGUGCAAUGAGAAGUGGUUCACGCGCAUGUGGACCGCCAUGGAGUUCGUGCGGAGUCGGUCAGUCCGGAUGAUGACGGGCGACUUCCAGCUUGUGCAAGGCGACGACGGGACUGACCCAGCGUUUCUCGGAACACUUCAGCAGGUCUGGGGGAGAGAGGUCGAGGCUCACGGCGGCGACGUGUGGGGCUUGGAGGACAGCGUCGGGAUGCGAACGUCAGAAAACCUGGUACCGUGGAACCUGGGGCCGUUACAGCAAGUGAGAUCUCUCCAUCGAACAAACUUCGCAAUGGCAUUCGCCCUCUUGUCGAAACGGGGAUGUCGUGACGAGAUGGACUUCUUGCAUGGCCUCCGCGGCAUUACCCAGAGUGAUUACGAAGAGCCCCCGGAGCCAACCUUCCGCCGGGGGUAUCUUCAUGUCGCUUGGCUUUGCCUCCUCGCGGGAGACUAUAGCCCCCUAUUCAUGACGCCAAAUCUCCCCAUGUCCGAGCCACCUCAGGAGGCAAACAUGUUUACGUGCUACAAUGACGUGUGGACGUGGGGGAUGGGUGAGGUCAUCUCACCUCCGGACCAUAUACCCGAGGUUGCUACUGACGGCUCCCAUGAGGAUGCCAUCCGCGCCAGGCUCCAGCCCAUUGGAACCGUCAGCAUGCUUUCUGAAUCACCAUGGUACUCUCCGCUCGACCAUUUCGCUGCCUGCGCUGAGAUGACCCUGGCGCAGACGGGCCCCGAUCUGCACGACUUCGUGGCCACGCUCGGGACCAGACUGUUCGGCGAAGACACUAACAGCGUCAUGAAGCACAUCGAAGACCAAGGCACCGCUCGAGACCUUGAGAACAUGCUCAUGACCCAAUACAAUCGCAGCGAAUGGCGUCCAGAAUGGCGGGUGGAGACCCUCGGCCUCGGAGGAACAGACGCAAUCAUGUGGCUCGCCGACGUUCUUCACCUCACUGGCAUCGUAGACGGAGUGGUGCAGAACCGGCUCGGACUCAUGUUCGCGCAUGCCGGCACGGUCCACAACAAGCCACACUCAAAGAUUGUGUCUGUUACGUGCACAGGUUGCCACAAGACGUCUCUGUUCCGCGCGGGACUCUUCGCACCCGCGAAUGAGGUUCGGCUUGCGCGAGCGUGGAGGAUCCCUGGAUUGCAGUACCAGAUGGCACUCAAAGGCGGGAUGGCGGUGCUCGAGAAGGACGGCCGUGUUCUGGGGAGGAUGAUUUGGGCUACGCCUGCGUGUAAGUGCGUGGAAACGGAGAUGGUGGAGUUGAGGAUGCCAGACUUGCCAAACCCACAACCUUACAACUCUGGUAAGAGAUCUCAGUCAUGCUGA
This is a messenger RNA of Colletotrichum gloeosporioides, 3039 nucleotides long. RefSeq lists its product as uncharacterized. NCBI's taxonomy places the organism in Eukaryota, Fungi, Ascomycota, Sordariomycetes, Glomerellales, Glomerellaceae. The record is from RefSeq and is a predicted model, not a curated record. Gene Ontology annotation, molecular function: ferric iron binding; oxidoreductase activity, acting on single donors with incorporation of molecular oxygen, incorporation of two atoms of oxygen. The transcript is spliced from 3 exons. Bases 1 to 3039 code for a protein of 1012 amino acids.